CUUCAUUUCCACAAUCAAAAUUUGAAAAGGGAAUCGAAUGGCUGAUUCCAUGACUAAAAGCAACACACAACAAGAAGUUUCUUCUUCAUCAGUGAAUUGGAAGGAAAAGAUAUUUCUUCCCACUCUCUUAGCUGGGGUGACUGGUGGAGGAGCUGGUUUGGUAUCAAAGCAUCGGAAAGUACAUGGCUCAGCAAAUAUUUGUGGAACCUAUGCAACUAAUUUUGCUAUUGUUACUGCCUGUUACUGCGGUGCUCGUGAGUUUGUAAGAGCGAGUAGAACAGGAAAGCCUGAUGAUCUGCUUAACUCAGCCAUUGGAGGUUUUGGUAGUGGUGCUAUACUUGGACGUCUGCAAGGUGGUACACUUGGUGCCGUACGUUAUUCUGUCAUGUUUGCAGUAGUUGGAACAACAGUUGAUUAUGCGACUAUAAGAGUAAAACCAGCCUUGAGAAGCUACUACGACUCUCUGGUAAAUAAGAGAGAUGAUUGGUUAAAACUUCCCGAGUGGUCGCCUAUCAAAGUGCUUGAUGAGGAGGCUCUUGCUGCAAAGCGUGCUCGGGAAGAGGAGCUAUACAGAAGUGUCCACAAUCUGAAGAAGGAAUCAUGAUCAGAAGCAAAGCAUGUAAGCACACAUGACUUCCAUUUCGAGAUUGUAGAAACAGAAAUUGAGACACUUCGAGCAGUUUCCUGGCUGUUACUGGCACAGAUUGUAGAAACAGAAAUUGCAAAGCAUUUGAUGGGUGUUCGACAUUUUUCUGAACUUCCAAUGCAAGUUGAGUCACACUAAAGGAAAGUGCAAAUCUAGAAUAAAUAUUUGCUUAUGUUAUAGCAAUGGCAAUAACAUGUUAUAUAAGUGGCAAUGCUGCUUACUUUUUAUUAUUAAAUUCUGCCAACCUUUUAGUACAAUGCAUUAGGAUAUUGGCUAUCUUAUUUCUAGGAAACUCCCACUUGGGGGGAGCAGUGUAUAUGUGUCAUAGCUAUGUUGGUGGAAACUAAUCAAAUAGUUUCAUUACUCAUUUCAUUGGAAGAAUAGCAACUUAUCCAAAGGUUGAGAGACAA
Lycium ferocissimum is the source of this 1056-nucleotide messenger RNA. RefSeq lists its product as uncharacterized. The record is from RefSeq and is a predicted model, not a curated record. Gene Ontology annotation, biological process: protein insertion into mitochondrial inner membrane. The coding region runs from base 38 to 604 and encodes 188 amino acids. Gene Ontology annotation, cellular component: TIM22 mitochondrial import inner membrane insertion complex. The transcript has 4 exons. Gene Ontology annotation, molecular function: transmembrane protein transporter activity. NCBI's taxonomy places the organism in Eukaryota, Viridiplantae, Streptophyta, Magnoliopsida, Solanales, Solanaceae.